This is a messenger RNA of Zootermopsis nevadensis, 5527 nucleotides long. RefSeq names its product DENN domain-containing protein 1B. Gene Ontology annotation, cellular component: intracellular membrane-bounded organelle; cytosol. Gene Ontology annotation, biological process: endocytosis; endocytic recycling. NCBI's taxonomy places the organism in Eukaryota, Metazoa, Arthropoda, Insecta, Blattodea, Termopsidae. The record is from RefSeq and is a predicted model, not a curated record. Gene Ontology annotation, molecular function: phosphatidylinositol phosphate binding; guanyl-nucleotide exchange factor activity.
GUAGUUCUGUAUGAUGUGCUACGUCGUUUGUCCGUGAUGUUCAUCUGUGUGAUUCGUGCAAGAUCUGUCAUUUAUAAUGCGAUAAUUGAGGUGUGGAAGAAUAUAAAUAAGUACAACCCAAAAUGAACGGAUCGUCUUCAAUUUUCGCACGAAAAUGGGAUCACGAAUACGGGACAAUGUAAAGCACUUGUUUCAGUGCUUCUGUGAAGUUGUUGGGCAGCAGUCACCAGACAAGGAAGCAUGGAUCAUUCAAAAGUUUCCAGAUAGCUACAGAGAUGAAGGGGUCUUGAAAUCUGUCCCUAAAUUUGCAUAUCCAUGUGAUUUUGCAAACACCAUUGUUCAGCACUACUCUUUUGUGCUGACAAGCAUAGAUUCCAAAUGGACUUUUGGAUUCUGCCGACAUGAUCCAAAAACUGAAACAGCUCUUGUAGUGCUGAGCUAUCUGCCAUGGCAUGAGUCAUUUUAUAAGUUACUGAACCACAUAGCUGAAAUAAACAGCAGUUGUAAGUCAGAUGAGCUGUGGAGGUUUCUGGAUGUCGUGUACCACAGUAGUGUUCCAGACCCUGGUAGAACACUCCAUGUUCCUUUCAAUAAUGGUCGAGAUACCUUCGUGUGUCCAUGCCCAAAUCAGUUUCAGUUGCCCAGCAUCCCUGAAAAUCGUAACCUUACCGAGUAUUACAAUGCUGUUGAUGGUCAUAAUAUGAUGGUUAUUUUUGCAUCUAUGUUGUAUGAGCGACGUAUAAUUUUCACUUCAAAGAAACUGUAUCGUCUGAGUGCCUGUGUUCAGUCUGCAAAUUCUAUCAUCUACCCUAUGAAUUGGCAGCACAUCUUUAUUCCAGUGUUACCAAUGGCUCUAAUGGACUAUUUGCUUGCACCCAUGCCUUACCUUGUUGGGGUCCCUGCAGUCAUAUAUCAGCGUGUGAGAAAGGCUGACCUUGGAGAUGUUGUGGUGUUGGAUGCAGACAACAACAAUGUUGAGACUCCAUUCCAAGACCUGGAAAGUCUUCCUCUGGAUGUAGUAAAUUCCUUGAGACGCCAGCUUCGGAAUCGUGCUGCUCUUUUGGGAGAUGGGGUGUCCCGAGCAUUUCUUCGUGCUCUGGUCCAGCUGAUUGGAGGAUACCGAGAUGCUCUGAAAUUCCAUCAGGGUCAGAAAAUCACAUUCAGCCCUGAUGCUUUCAUUGAGUCCCGUCCCUCCAGUAUGCAGCCUUUUCUACGUAAAAUGCUACAGCUGCAGAUAUUCCAGCAGUUCAUUGAAGAAAGACUUGAAAUGUUAAAUAAUGGACUGGGGUUUUCUGACGAGUUUGAAAUGGAAGCUUGUAAUUAUUCGGAUAAGUCAAGUUCCAAACUGAAGCAGCAGUAUAAGGAGUGGACCUAUACCAUGCGGAAAGAGGGAAGUGCCUUCUUCAAAACUGUCAGAAAUAAGGCAAACCCUGCAAUGAAGUCGGCUGUGAAAUCUGUAAAGGAACGUGGUAAAGAUGUUCGAACUGCGUACAAGGGCAUUCGCUCGAAGUUGCGUGACAUACAGCCUCGUGAAGGACUUGGUUCCAUUGAAGAUGGAUUGGAUGAAAAUGAUAAAGGAGACAAACCUCAAUCAGCUCCCACUUCUCCAGUAAACAGGCGAAGACCACAAACAUUUGCUGGUCCUAAAACCUCGGCAGCAGCUUCUUUUCGUAAAGAUCCUUUGAGGCAGAGGAAAAACACAGAUGUUAACAUCAGGUCCAGGCCUUACAAUCCAUUGAGUCCUUCCUCAGAUCCAGGUUCACCAGAAGUUUUAAUUGAUAUGUCUCACAGUGAUACUGCAGGGCUACAGCUGUCUCCUCUUGAUAUGGACUUGAUGGGAGACCUUCAGGAUGUAAUUUUUAGGAAGUGCUCUUCAGUACUGGACACAGAGGAUACUAAUUCUCCACCAGUUGAUAGAACACUGAAACCUGUCCGCAGCUUAGAGAGCUUCAAGCAUUCUAGUGAUAAUUGGUGGUCACCCCCAUCACAGUCCCCUAGACUUGGAGCUCCCAUGUCCUCUCCUAUUCCUGCCUCCAGUAAUAGCUGUGACUUGUUUGGUUCAACUCCAUUUGUUGUGGGUGGUGGUGGGAGUGUGGAUGGAGACCCAGUGUUUGUAGUGGCUUCCCCCUCCUCCAUAGACCUUGUGAAGUUACCACCUCCAGUGCAGUCACAUUGUAGUAAGAAAGAAAGUGGAGAUCUGAUAAGAUUGGAUUCAACUCCAAGUGAUGAAGAUUUUGAUCCCCUUUAUUCCAAAGAUAAACCACUGUCUGUCAGUCAGACAUUGCCUGCAGCAACUGCAUCAGCAGAUAGUUUAGCUAACCCCCUUUAUCCUUAUUUUGUUCCUUCUGUUGGUAAAUCAUCGUUAACAUACGCAGGUAACCAAAGUUUCCUGUACUCAAAGUCCCAGAGACGUUUGAAUGUUUCUGAAAGAAUGCCAGAACAGAGAGUUCAGGAUUCCAGUGUGGGACAGACAUUUAGUGCUUUGCAUCCCUGUUCCUCUUCAAAUGCCUUGAGCCCUGGACAGUAUAAUGUUCAGGACAUGGACCUUCUCAAAGAGUAUGGCCUAGACUUCAAGUCUUUAAGCUUUAAGAAUGGUGGUCCGUCAUUGAGGCCUGCACCUCCUGCACCAUUAUCAAGUUCUUCUCCAGCCAUGUCAUCAUCAGAAGCAGCUGCAAGAGAUCUAUUUGAAAAUUUAGUUGAGUUUCCAGAUUCAACUCUGAAAAGUCAUUCAAAGAAUCAAUGGACAAAAUUUGAUUAACGCUUAGUUUAAUAAAGAACUCUGAUUUUUUAUAAAUAUCAUUUAAUGUUUUUAAUUGACAUUGAGGGCAUAGAAACCAAAUUGUUUUUGUUCAGUAACAUUGUUGCUAAUGAAGCUGUUUUUGGCUUUAUAUUAUGCAUAUAUAUGGUUAAGCAGCUACUACUGAUAAAGAAACUGCUACUUGAGCCCUGAUGGUAGGAAUACACUUACUUUUCCACUGUUCAUUUAGUGGCCCAUUUUAACUCAGAAUGCUAGUUUUUUCCAGUGUUUAUUUCGGUGAAUCCUAGACUGUGCUCCUGUGGAACACUGGUGUUCUAUGAGCUGGACUGAGGUGUUCUACUGCUGAAACUGAGUAACGGCUGCUUUUCUCAAACUGAAAUUUGAUUAUCAUCCUGUCUUUAGAAGUGCAGGUCAUAAUAUAAUGUUGACAUCAUAUAUACCAUUAGUAAUGCUGUUCUUGGUUUGAGUGAUGACAUAGGUCAGUUUUUCAGUGUUCUGCAGAGAGCACUGUGAUGUCCAGGUCCAUCAUGAAGUGAAAAAGUUUGGGCACCACUGGUUUAUGCUAUAAAGUAACAUAUCAUGGAAAAAAAUAUUUGUUAAUAGGACUGACAUGUCAUAGUGCUGUGACAAAACAUUCCGUCAUUGAUGUAGAAUGGGUUAAAAUUCCAAAAUGCAGCUCACUUGCCAUACUUGUACAGAAAUCUUGUUUGUCAUUUAAUGCAAUGGAAGGGCAUACGCAAAUUGUUUAAAAGUUGUGUAUCUGUAUCUUACUUCAGUAUGUUAAAGUGUUUCCAAUGAGUAAUAAACAUUCAUAUGUUUUGAAUGUGAUUACAGUGAUAUGAUUUUUUAUGUGGUUGGUUGGUGUUACGAGAGUCAAGAAAAGACAGUAUAUCCUGAAUUUCUUGCUUUGUUACUUUAUGUUGCUGUAGGCCUUAAUAAACUUAAUUAAAAAUGCAUUGUAUUGUGUGAAGAAACAAUCCAUUAGUAGUGUCCAACACUUGUUGGGUAUGUGAGAGGUCAGACAAUACAGUUAAAUGUACUUUCAUACUUGAAUUUUGUUGUGCAUAAUUAUGUUGUUGGCUUACUGUAUGUUCACUUUAUCACAAUGGAGUAACUGAAAUAACAUAUAGAGAAGCACAAGAUUCCAAAAGCAGUCUGCUUUCUUAAGAACUUGUCGGUUUACAUUAUGAAGCGUGAUUUGAACAUUUAUCACUGCUUCACAUACAAUGUUUCACUGUUACUUAGUGACAACAUGUAACAUUAUCUCUGUGGUAGGCUGCUUUCAGUCUUGUACUUUGGUUUUAAUAUUCAACAGCUAAAUUUUGUAAAGAUUUUACACAGUGAUUGAUUCAUUGUCUGAGUGUUGCAUUGGGUACUGUCCUUUGCUUGAUACAAAGUUUUGGUAGUUGGCUGUCCAGAAACAUCAAAUAUAUGUUGGACAGUGAACGGUGUGCAUUGUAAUAUUGGUAUGUUGAAUGGAUUGGCAUGGUGAUAUAUGGAGCAGUUUUUAGAAGUACAUAUAUCCAUACACCACAUUACAUUGUCAGUGUAGUGCUAACAUGUUUUGUCAUAGUGUAAUUUAGGAUGCUGUAGUUUGCAGAGCGAAAAGAUCUAAAGAUGUAUGUGUCUGAAUAUUUUCAUAGAUGCUCAUCUGCACAAGCAAUGUCUCUGUCAAUGAUAUAUUUAUUAUUCAUGGUUAACAGUUCAGAAGCUUAUGUGGGGAGUUUCAGAUACAAAGAAUUGACAAUUUUGUAUUAUUAUUUUUCUCUAUGGAAUGUAGAAAAUAGGAAGUUUCAUAUCAGGUAUAGGGAUUUACAGCAGUUGAAGUAGUUGUAUGAAGUUCAUAUAACAUUACUGGUUCAUAACUUCCCUUUGUCUCAUACUCUAAAUAGUCCAUAUUGCUGACAAUCUGCUUGAUAUCAGUUAUGCUAAUGUGCUCAAUAAAAUACAACAAAUAGAUCAAAUUCAAAUUUAGAUAUGGUUUUAACAUUGUAGUUGGUACAGCAUCACUAAACUGCCAGCCAAAAUACUGAAUGAAAAUAAAAUUUAUAAAUAAUCUAGGGUCUGAACAUAUACAUCACCAGGUUAUUGGACAAACUGUUUAUAACAUUAAAAUAUUGAUCCUGCAUUGCUGUGGUCACAAUAUAACAAAAAUGCUGACAUUGUAAAUACUAUCUGCACUGCAUCAUAGCCUGUAUCACUUGUGAAAUCUAGAGGGAAGUUCCAGAAUUUGUUUGCACUCGAACAGUUGAACUUUGUCCAGACUUUUUUUAUGAGUUACAUGCAGCCCAAUUUCUGUGGAUCUGUGUGGAUUUUUCUUUCAUUUGUUUAUUUGUUUUUUUAAUGUAAAAACCUUUAAGUUAUUAAUUAACUGUAUUUAGAAGUUUUGUUUUAUAUAAUUUUAAAUUGAAUGUCUGAGUUAUGGGGAGUAACCUGAUGUUUCAAAUUUAGUAUGAUAUUGUGUACACAUGGAAUACAGAAUGGUAAUAUAUCCUUUUUGAGAACUACAUUUGUCCAGGGAAACUGCUUAUUGCAAUAUUCUUUAGCCCUUUCCUCUUCCAUUAAGAAAAAAUUGAGUUUGAAAUGUAAAUCUUUAUAACUUCUUAUUCCAAAGCCAUAUUAUACUUUUUACAGUUAUAAAUAGAACAACUGUACCAUGCAGAAAAAGCAUGUGAUGCAUAAUGGGUAUAAAAGUUCUGUAUCAAACAUGGAGUCUUGUAAUAUUGUUUUUCUACAGGAAAAAUAAAAAAAAUGUAGGAUUUAAGGUUU